Molecule: messenger RNA, 568 nt
Organism: Cuscuta campestris
Lineage: Eukaryota; Viridiplantae; Streptophyta; Magnoliopsida; Solanales; Convolvulaceae
Source: the annotation of a GenBank genome assembly
AGUGAGGAGAAGGAAGAAAUGACCAAAUCUAGGAGAGCUGAAAUGCCAAAGUAUAUGACUACUACUAGGUCUAAGGGCACUGGAAAAGGGAAGUUUUCAGGCCAAUGCAAAAGUACGCGUGCGAAAGUGUCCCAUGAGGAUGAUGAUGAGACGCUUGGUGGUUUUAUCGUUGAAGACGAGGAGGAGUUGGGAGAUGAUGAAGAAGAUGAGGAAGAAUUUGAAGAGGAUGAAGAUGAAGAUGAUGAUGAAAAUGACGAUUUAGAAGAUUGAUGGGGGCUGCAAAUUUGUUCCAUGCUUGUUGUUGACUAUAGUCACUUGUGUCUUAACAGUCGGUUUGGAAACAAUGUUUUUCGUUAACGUUUUGAACAUGAAUGUUGUAGAUCAACUUUAAAAACUGAGCACUACUGUGUUAGAUAGUCUUUUCAAAAUAUGGUAACUAUUUCCAAACGAGGACUGAGUAUGUUCGGUAGCUAUAUACGCAUUGCAAAUUGCGACUAAGCAGUCGUCUGUAAGAUUUCCCUCUUCCAUUUUUUGUGUGCAAAACUGCAAAUGAAUGCUGUAAUGUAGA